This is a messenger RNA of Cyprinodon variegatus (sheepshead minnow), 3688 nucleotides long. RefSeq names its product DNA damage inducible 1 homolog 2 (gene ddi2). Gene Ontology annotation, molecular function: aspartic-type endopeptidase activity; protein binding. The transcript has 10 exons. Lineage: Eukaryota; Metazoa; Chordata; Actinopteri; Cyprinodontiformes; Cyprinodontidae. The record is from RefSeq and is a predicted model, not a curated record. The coding region runs from base 260 to 2797 and encodes 845 amino acids. Gene Ontology annotation, biological process: proteolysis.
AAACCCGAAAAGCAGAGAUGAAGAAAUUCCUGAUGUACGACAUGCCGAAAAUCAUACGGCACUGCUGAGCAAUACUUGAUAUUUUGUUGUUCUUAAAAGAGAAACUGUCACAUCAGACGUUUACCAAUUUUAGGAAAGCCCUCCGUGCUGGUCGUGCUUUUUACUUGGUGACAUAAGGAACUACACUAACCGCAUUCUGUGGUAGAAGAACAGGGGUUUGUCCAGUGAUCCUGUUUCUGCCCCCCCGCUCCAAAAAACGAUGCUGGUCACCGUUUUCUGCGCGCCGAGGGAUCGCCCAGAAACCACGUUUGCCCUCGACGUGUCCCCAGAGCUGGAGUUGAGGGACUUUGUAGCACUUUGUGAACUGGAAUCAGGAAUCCCAGCUGGGGAAAUCCAGAUCACAUAUGUAGAACAGCCCCUCAAAGACCCCACCCGUGCCUUGGGGACUUACGGUGUCAAGGAUGGAGAUGUGGUGGUUCUUCGACAAGCUGAUAGACGGCCUCCACAAACUCAACCAGCCUUUCCAGGUCUGCCUCGUAUCGACUUCAGAUCCAUAACAGUUCCUGGCACCUCAUCUUCAGCCAAUCAGCAUGCUGCCCCGCAGCUGCAGCAACAAGCCCCGCAGCAGCAGCAGCCGCCACCGCCGCGUGCCGAACAACCUUCCACGCCGAUGGCCUUUCGCGGUUCCUCGCCACAGGGCUUGGACAACCCCGCCUUACUACAACAGAUGCUAUUAUCCAAUCCACACGAGCUUUCUCUGCUCAAAGAGAGAAACCCUCCACUUGCUGAGGCCCUGCUGAGCGGAGAUUUAGAACGUUUUACCAAAGUGCUGCUGGAGCAACAACAGGAUCGAGCCAAAAGAGAGCAAGAGAGAAUCAGACUCCUGACAGCUGAUCCGUUUGAUUUGGAAGCUCAGGCAAAGAUUGAGGAGGAUAUCCGGCAGCACAACGUGGAGGAAAAUAUGACAAUUGCAAUGGAGGAGGCCCCAGAAAGCUUUGGACAGGUGGUUAUGCUGUACAUUAACUGCAAAGUCAAUGGCCAUCCUGUGAAAGCUUUUGUUGACUCAGGAGCACAGAUGACCAUCAUGAGCCAAGCGUGUGCGGAGCGCUGCAACAUUAUGCGAUUAGUGGACCGGCGCUGGGCAGGGAUCGCCAAGGGAGUGGGCACUCAGAAGAUCAUAGGAAGAGUUCACUUGGCUCAGGUCCAAAUCGAAGGGGACUUUCUCCCUUGUUCUUUCUCCAUAUUGGAGGAUCAGCCAAUGGACAUGUUGCUCGGCCUGGACAUGCUGAAGAGACACCAGUGUUCAAUUGACCUGAAGAAGAGCGUGCUCGUUAUCGGCACUACGGGCACCGAAACCCGCUUCCUGUCUGAGGCAGAGCUGCCCGAGUGCGCCCGGCUGGCGUACGGCGCCGAGGGGCGCGAGGAAGCACGUCCAGAGGAGAUCGCUGACAGAGAACUGGCAGAGGCACUUCAGAGAUCUAUACAAGAGAGUGACACUGCAGAUGGACAAACUACCUCACCGCAGCCCCUGCCAUUUAAAUUACCAAGACCAUUAGAUCAAGUGGCCAUACCCUCUUCAUCUUCCCAAAAUCCUUCUAGUUGUCAAUCACAAAACCCGACCCUGGAUCGCUCCCAGUCUGCGCCGGCCACCAUGCAGCCGGCGCCUCAAGAGCUUCUUCAAUCUUUAUCCCCAGAAAAGGAGGCUUCUACGCUUCAGAGUGUCCCUCUUCAUCCUCUGCCUCUCCAAAACAAACUUAAUCUUCCCAGUCCUUCAUCGGAUAUGUUCCGUACAUGUACCCCUCCCACAAACGCCUCCGCUGAGUCCCAGGACCCAGGCCAUGAACAGCUGCCCGCAGCCACAGAGUCAGAGGGGGGGGAGAGCAGCUCCGUACAAAUGACACCAGAGGAGUGUUUGCCUGAACAGCCCAUGGAUCAGGGGGCAACUGAAUGUGAGGCCAAGUCAGUUGAAAUGGAGUGUCCCUCUACCUCCGAGGAGAGCGAGCAGCCGGAUGGAGACCGCUGCUCCAGCUCUGACAGCAUCCCCUCUCUGGCGGCCGCAUUGAAGGAGCUCCAUGAGCUGCUGGUGCGAUCCCAGAGUCGCAGCAUGUCCUGCUCCCCAUCCGAUCCGCAUGCACAGGACUCUGACAAAGCAUCCCCUGAGCCCAGCACCCCAACAGAAAGCAGCCGCCCUGCUCCUCCAACUGAUGCAGCUGGUGCUGAAACAAGUGAUGCCAAAGCUAACCAUGCUGCUGCUGAGUUUGAUGAAGAACCACCUCAGUGUCCUGUGCUUGGCCUAGCUGCUAAGGUCGAUCAUUUGCAUGAUGAUGCAGCAGAAACAGGGGAAGGGCUACACCCAGAGCAGCACCCAGACAGCUCAGAGGACAGAGCCCAACAGGAUAGAGAAGCAACCUGUGUUAUUGGUGCUUCGGAGGUUCCUCCCAGUCCUGCACUGGUUCCUGAGUUCAGGGAGCCGCCAGAGGGGCAGCAUGGAAGAGGGAUCGCAGAUGGACGAGCCUCUGGUACUGGCACCCCAGAUACUCUCCAGACUGAGCAAGCUUUCCUUAGCCCUGCAUCAGGAGCUGUUAGCAUACCAGGGGACGUUUCAAGCACCUCGUCCUCCUCUGCCCCACCUCCUCCACCUCCCUCUAUGGGACAGUUCCCAGCCGAGCACAUCCAGAGAAUCCAGGCAGCAGGUUUUUCUGCCAGGGAGGCUGUGGAGGCCCUUGAGCAAGCCAACGGAGUGGUGGAAAUUGCCUUGCUGGCACUUCUGGCUCGCAGUAUCACUGUGCCCACCUAGCGAAUCUCAGCAUCUGUCUUAUUAAGACCUUGUUACAGAUAUAUCUCAAUCUUCUCUUUAAAAGGGAGCUUGUAAAAGCCAGAGGAAAAUGCUGUCUCUUGGUUUGUCACAGAAAAUCGGCGAUGAAAAGAGUACAGCCGGUGAUUUAUGUUUUUGGCUAUUACAGAUGUAUGAGGUGUGUUUGCAUGCAGAUGUUUUGGGUAGCCCAUCCUUUUAAUUGUUUUUGUUUUUUUAGCAAUUGGUAUAAUAGAUUUUUUUUAUCUUGUUUUAUCUCUCAAUACUGAUUUGUCAAACCAUACAAAUGGUAAAAUUAAAGUCUCAAAGUUUCUCUUUCAUGUUUCACGAAACCACUACAAAAAAAAAAUCUAAUCAAGCUUGAAUACAGCUCAUGUUCCUCUGCUGAUUUUAACGUCUGUAGUCCAAAUUAGGGCGUUAGCCUGACCGAGCUGCUCAUUGAGAACAUAGGCAGCUCAUUUUCAGGUGAAAAUAUGUUCCAUAUAUAAUUGGAAAUCUUUAAAUUCAUAGAAAGGAUCACUAAAAUAUGAUUUAUAUUCAAGCGUGACGGUGGAUGGCGUUUAUCGAUUCAGCAUGUCUCUCUCAGAAGGGAUCUUGUCUUGUUUUGAAUGAUUAUCUGCAACAUGAAAGCUUUGCCAUGUGUAUAAUUACAGAACCAGUUUGUAGCUCCUGUUCUGAAACUUUUUAACAUGUCAAAUCCUCAUGGUUUGUUUCUACUUGAAAUCUUCCCGUUUUUCAUCUUGGGUCUGGCCAUCCUGCCAGUGCAUCAUAUCUAUUCUAGAGUUGCAGUCAUACCUACAAUGUUCAGGCAGAUUUUUCCUUUUAUCUUGUAUGAAAUUUUAAAUUGCAAAUAAAAUUAAACCAGUAUUUGUAUAA